GAGGCGGGCCAGGGGAGGCGGUCCCAGAGGCAGAGUGGGCGCCGGAGGUCGCUGCAGCCGCGGACACCGCGCGCCGCUGGCCAACAUGGUCGCUGCGCACGCUGCCCAUUCUUCCUCCUCGGCAGAGUGGAUCGCCUGUCUAGAUAAAAGACCAUUGGAACGAUCCAGUGAAGAUGUAGAUAUAAUCUUUACACGGCUGAAAGAAGUUAAAGCUUUUGAGAAAUUUCACCCAAAUCUCCUACAUCAGAUUUGUUUAUGUGGUUAUUAUGAGAAUCUGGAGAAAGGAAUAACAUUGUUUCGUCAAGGUGAUAUUGGAACAAACUGGUAUGCUGUCCUGGCAGGAUCUUUGGAUGUUAAAGUAUCUGAAACCAGCAGUCACCAGGAUGCAGUGACCAUCUGUACUCUGGGAAUUGGAACGGCCUUUGGAGAGUCCAUUCUGGACAACACACCCCGCCAUGCAACCAUCGUUACCAGGGAGAGCAGUGAACUGCUCCGCAUCGAGCAGAAGGACUUCAAGGCUCUAUGGGAGGUGAGCCCCAAGGCUUCUUCGUCAAUUAAUGUGGUUGCAGAAAAGAAAAGGAGCUGCCGCAUGGAUAAUGGCAUUACAGUCAGGCCUUAAUGUGCUCCGUUCUGAGCUGGUAGAUGGAAUUUAAUUUUCAAAACUUGUUUUUGAAAUGAGUGAGCGAAAAAGCCAUUUUGACACAAGACAUCUUUUUUUUUUUUUUUUUUAAUUUAGUGCUUGCUCAAUUUUCUGUAGUUUGACAUACCUUAUAAUUAUUUCUUGAAUGACCAUAGAGUGUUUUAUGUAUUUCCUCCCUCCUAUUCCACAGAUGUAUUCUUAACCAGGGAACAAAAAACUUUGACAUUUUCUUUUGCAUUUUAAAAAUUAUCAUUGACAUGUUCCCUGGUAAAGUGGAAUGAAUGGGGUUAACAUCUGCUUCAUUUAAAUGCUUUUAAAAACGAUGUGCCCUAUAAUAAGGUGUGGGAAAUGAGGGACAUAAAGAUGUCUGGUUACCUGCCAACUUCAAAAUGCAUAGGUGGCACAGCAGUAGAUGGAUGCAACUGGUCCUGGUGACUUUUGCAUUUACCACUGCUUACCAGUGUGCCUUAGGGUACUGCACUCAUUUACAAGAAGUACGGGGAAUAAAUCAUCUUAUAUGCAGUAAUGGCAAAUGG
This is a messenger RNA of Pteropus alecto (black flying fox), 1176 nucleotides long. Its product is annotated as rap guanine nucleotide exchange factor 4-like. The record is from RefSeq and is a predicted model, not a curated record. Bases 86 to 619 code for a protein of 177 amino acids. Gene Ontology annotation, biological process: spermatogenesis. Gene Ontology annotation, molecular function: cAMP binding. The transcript is spliced from 4 exons. Lineage: Eukaryota; Metazoa; Chordata; Mammalia; Chiroptera; Pteropodidae.